GCGCCGCCUCAAGAUGUACAACACGAGGCCAGUUCGCGACCGCAAGGGAAAGGUUUUGACCAACGAAUAUCAGUCUAAGGAGCUUCCCAGCACGCGAAUCCAACCUGAUCGCCGUUGGUUCGGGAACACUCGGGUUGUGAAUCAGAAAGAGCUUGAGUUCUUCAGAGAAGAGCUGCAGAGCCGCAUGUCGAGUAAUUACAAUGUUAUUCUGAAGGAGAAGAAAUUGCCACUGUCACUCCUCAACGACCACCAAAAGCAAUCAAGGGUUCACCUUCUUGAUAGACAGCCUUUUGAGGAUGCAUUUGGACCUAAGUCUAAAAGAAAGCGCCCCAACCUCUUGGCGGCUGAUUAUGAGUCCUUAGUUAAGAAAGCUAAUGGUUCUCAAGGUAAAACUGCUUCUCUAUAA
This is a messenger RNA of Gastrolobium bilobum, 406 nucleotides long. RefSeq names its product nuclear/nucleolar GTPase 2-like. The transcript has 3 exons. Bases 14 to 406 code for a protein of 130 amino acids. The record is from RefSeq and is a predicted model, not a curated record. Gene Ontology annotation, cellular component: nucleolus. Lineage: Eukaryota; Viridiplantae; Streptophyta; Magnoliopsida; Fabales; Fabaceae.